This is a messenger RNA of Closterium sp. Naga37s-1, 255 nucleotides long. The record is from the annotation of a GenBank genome assembly. NCBI's taxonomy places the organism in Eukaryota, Viridiplantae, Streptophyta, Zygnematophyceae, Desmidiales, Closteriaceae.
AUGUUGUCGGAUCCUCUUGUCCGGUCGGGCCGGGGUAAAAGCAAGAAGAGCAAGACCAUCUGGGCGCACAUUUGGGCCGUGCUCAUGUCUAUCGUCGACAUGGGAUCAGGUCGCUAUCUAUACGCAAUGUGGGCUGCCAAGAAGGAGCAGGAGAAGAAGGAGCUGCAACAAACACAGCGGUGUCAGUCCCAGGUGGUUGCUGGGGAUGCUCCUGCAGUUCCCUGCCAAUGUUGCCAAACGAUAAACAGUCUUUAA